CAAAGAGGACUGCCCGCUAGAUCCCAAAUUCCCAAUAGUCUCCGAGUAAGUAGGAGAAUCCAUGGCGGAAUUGGCGAGGACGGAUGAAAUCGAGAUGGAGGUGAAGAAAACCGAUGAGAUGGCGGAGCUCGAGGUUGAAGAGAAUCCGUGGGGCGAACCAAUAGAAGACUUAGAAGGAGAGGAAGAUCGGAAUAAAGCUGUCAUGAAGCUUCUGGAUUCCAUGGAUGGCUACUUAACCCAAUUCAAUUCUCUGUCUUCUACGCUGCGUCAGGGAUGGCUGGACUUGGCGAGCGCCAGGCAUUCCAUGGGCACUUCACGCAUCAAUUACACCUUGUUAGACCUUAAAGAACACCCAGCUUCUACUUCAUUGCGGAUCAUCUCAGAUGAUGAUGAUGAUGAUGAUGAUGAUGAUGAUGAUGUAGAUGAUUCGACAAGGAAGCAGAAACCACGAUUUCAGUUGCGGAAAUGGGGAUCCUUGGACAACCAGACUUUCUCUGCUGAGAAGCAAAGGUCAAAGGAGGAGCAUGAGGAAUCAUCAGGCAGCUUAAAGCAAAGACAUCGUGGCGAUUCCCAGCUUCCUGAAUGUGCUUGUAAGCCUGACGACGGAGCUCAGGUCCAGAUUGAUGACAAGGUAAAGAACGAGCGGUCGAAAUCCCUUGCCAUGUUUGGAACACUGGUUUCUCCAAAGCUUCGAGCUUCCCAACUGUCAUUUGAGAAAGCAAUUGAGGCGAUUGUAGAGAUAGCUAAUCUUCGUUCGGAGAUCCUUGCUGCAUCGGCUCAAGUGCAGAGGAUAUUGGAGGUUUCCAAGAAGGUCACAUAGAGGAUGAUAAUCAGGUAUUAAUCCAAUUGUUAUCAAGCAUUCUGAUCUGUUAUUCUUGCAACGAUCAUGAACUCAUGGUGCGAUGUAUUGAAGUUCAACCUAAAAAAUCAGUUUCGUAUGAUUCUUGUAUCAUCUUCUACAUCCUGUGUCUUACACAGAAUCCCUGAAUAUAUUUUCUUUCGUAUUGGUUUCCACUUUGCAGGAAAUUUUGUCCUUGAACUCCAAGAGAGACUACAAGAAAGGAGUAAAGAAGGCCUGCUUGAGAGUGAGACUCGAGCCUUGAAUGAGAUAGAAGAACCCCGAGAUUGAAUCAUUUUUCAUUGUGCUAGGCUUCUAUGAAAGUGAUCCUGUUGAGUAAAACAUUGUCAAUCUACAAUGUCUUAUGUUUUUCAACGAUCAACCGAGACAUUACCUUAUUUCGACACUCCCCCUUAAAGUGUAAUUUGCCAAAACUCCGAGUAGCGUCUUCAAUUUGACGAAUACGCUUGCUUCAGCGACUUCGUGAAAAUAUUAGCAAUCUGGUCUACUUCAUAUAUGAAAUGAAAUGCCUUGUUUACAAACGUAAGGUUGUUGGAAUUCAGAGGUCACAGGACUUGGACUAAACAAAACUAAACAUCUCUUUCGAAAAACUUGUGUACUUCGGAUUUCCAGCCGAAAUUGACCCACGAGAAAGCCGAAGAGAGAAGCACAAGAAUACAUGAUAAUUCAAUCUAAAGAACAAAAACCCUUAAGAAGUACAACAGGCUUACAGUACUGUCAACCAAACUCUACACAAGAACAAUUCUCAGCACACACUAUACAUGAUUCCAAAAUCAAGACAUCUAUUUCCGCCGACAGCAGUGAAUAAUCCCCUCGAUUGUAUAUUUGUAUUUAUAUCCUGCAGUGAUCAGCAGCAUCUGUAGUGGUAAAAAUGGACACUUUUUCAGUCCAUCAAAGAAAAAAGUUAUGGGAUU
Molecule: messenger RNA, 1773 nt
Organism: Linum trigynum
Lineage: Eukaryota; Viridiplantae; Streptophyta; Magnoliopsida; Malpighiales; Linaceae
Source: the annotation of a GenBank genome assembly